AUGGGGGAGCUGUGCCCGGCCAUGGCCGGGCCAGCCUUGGUUGAAUUCACUGACGCCCUUGGAGCCAGCGCCCCGCUCUUCGUGCAGUGUGCUUGGGAGGCCAACACGUUCGGGAGCGCCGAGUCGGAAACCGCCGAGGCCGAGAAGGAGAUCUGCCGGUUGGUGAUCUUCGACGGCUCACACUGCUGGCGUGGCCCGCUGUGCCGCCGGCAUCUCGCCGGGCCGCUUGGGGAGAGUUGGCGGGACCCAGUGAACUUGCGACUCCUUCGAUCAGCAUUGACAUCUCCGCAGGCUUCAGGCACCUCCACUUCGAGUGUUCUGGGCCCUCGCGCAGAGGCUUCCUGGAAACUGGUCGAGGCUCCUCCCGGCGCGGCCUCCGCGGAGCCCGAGCCCCUGGAGCUGGAGCUGACGGUCCGCUUCGUUUACAAGGAAGGCCCCGUUGCGGCCGUGCAGGCCGCCCGCUUCCACACUGUGCCGCUGCUAGCGGCCUUGGGUGGCCUCUGCAGGGGCGUCAGAGAUCUACAGGCAGAGGCCCGGGAACAACAGCGUCUUGCCAAAAGCCGGCAGUCCGCUCUGCAAGAGAAGCAGGAGACUUUGAAGCGCCAGCUCGAGGCGUUGCCCAAGGAAGCCGAGGCCCAGGAGAAGCACCUUCUGGAAGGUCUUUGCAGCGUGCUAAACGCACAGAAGCGGCGAUGCCUUGGACUGUUUGAUGUCUUGGCUGACGGUGGUGCUGGACGCGAGCCAGCACAUGGACCGACGAUGUCACUGGAGCACUGCUUGGACCGUGAGGUGGACGUGCCUGCGCCAUCACUGACGCGGCUGCCACAGCCGACCGCGUCAGCCCUGUCCAUGCCUUCCGCCGCUCCAUCCUUGGACUUGGAAAGCCCGAUGGCCUCCCUAGCCUUCGGUGACAGCUUGCGUGGCGCCCCCGAAACUACCUUCAGCAUUCCCUUGACAUUGGGCAUGAGUGCCAUUGGCUUUCCAGUCAGGGGCGGUCCCCUUGUAGACUUCGUCUGCAUGAAUGAGCGUGGAAAUGAGCUCAUGCAGCCGGGGGUAACGAUGGAUGUGAGCCAAUUGCAGGCUCUCGACGUGCUCGGCCGUGAGAUUGCCCAGCAUGUGAUGGUUGAAGGGAUGGAGGCCGUUCCUGGAGUAUCUUUCCCACAACAUGGGCCUCUGUGGGGAAGUGAAGAUCCCGGCACUUCAGUAUGGAGUGGUGUCGCUCAGCUAUCGGGGCUUCGCUUCUUUUCAAUUCUCCUGGUCUGGUGCCAUAACGAGAUGAAAGACAAAUUUGGGGAAGUCGUGCGGAGCCCCAAGAGUGUGAAACUCGUUCUCGGCGGCGCCGUAAAUUUGAACAUUCCUUGGCUGGGUCAUUUUCGGUUCAUUGCAGAUGGCAGCCUGAGCAUCGACAGCCCCAACGUGCCUGGCUUCGUCGACCUGAUCGCUACCGGCUACCGGCUUCGGCGCAAUUUUGAUGAAAAGUUUGAGCAAUCUUGGCAGCCUGACACUCCUCAGGGGGAGACGGAGAAGAAGGAGUUGGAGAUGGCUUUGCAGGCGACCUACGGGGAGAGCCAGUUCCUUUCGAAGGAGUACCUGUGGGCAGAAUUCGCGCUGGAGAACUCGGAGCUCAUCUACCUACAGAUGUGGUCCUGCAACAUGUUGCUGACGUGGGAGAGGCUAAAGAUGGACGAGCAGGGCAAUUUGAGAGACAGCUUGGGGAGGAUUAUCAUAAGAUAUCCGAGCGGCGAGUUUCACCCAAGCGAGGAAUUUGUCUCUGACGGGACGUUCAAGAUUCCGCCGCACGUCUACGCGGUGGUGCCGCGGAUUUUUGAUAGGCUUCUCGGAGCCUUAGCAGAUGGAAAGGCAGCAGAGGUGCUCAAGUACAUCGAUAGUUUCAUCGAGGAGCGUGUUCGGCAGGAAGCUGGUACGUGGCUGAAAAUUUUCUGGAAUGACUUGGGCAAAUCCUCAACAGAUGGCCGCCCACCCGUGCCAACGAACGAAGAGAUUGACGAGCAAUACCAGGCAACGACUUGGGCAGAGGUGGAGGAUGCCUGUAAGCAAACGAUGGGAGACGAAGGGAUGCCGGCCAGUGCCUAUGUGUCAGAGUUUCGCAGAGGCAAAGGCCACACGAGUCGUGAGGAAGUCAGCGCAACGGACAGGGCACAGCUUCUUGCGCUUGAAACAGCUACCAUCAAGUGCGCCACUGCCACCGUUGUCAGCCCGCUUCUGAGGCUGAACAUUGGAGGUACCAUGCGGGCUCUGUUGGAUGAAGUCCGGGCAAGUAAGGAGAAUCACCGGCUCAGUGGCGUGAAAGUCAAUACCAAGUGGACAGGGACGGUGGUCAAUAGCAACGACGCAACCACAAGCUCCUCCUUCAGCUUCAAAGGGUUACAUCACCAUGCCGACGGAGACAAGUUGAGCUCCGCGGCCGUUGGCCUGAGCUUUGAAGCUUUGGCCCAAGAUUUGGAGGUACAUGUCCGCAACUUCCAGCGAGCCUUUCACUUCGAGGAGAACACGCAGUGCUUGGCCAAGGAGCAGGCGAGCACCAACGAUACCGUCGAUCAGCCCAUGAAGGAGCGAGGCGCAGGAGUCUUUCUUGAGAAAGGCUGUGGAGAGAGUCCAAGCAUUCUUCACGGAGAUUACCAGCAUGACCACGGACCACAGAUUCCUAUAAGCAUGGCGAGAAAGCUGGGCCCCAAGACCAUAGCCUUAGGAAUUGACACAGCCCAUGUCUACGGCACAGACAAGAUCCCGGCUUGGCUCCAAGAAUGGUCGGUUGUGGGAGCCCACGCCAACUUCACAAGUGGAGUCUCCAUCGAUCUCACGGGGACCAACCAAAACGUGCUUUUCGAGCCUCCCAAAGUGCGUUUUCAAUGGUUCCAAUGCCCAGGUAGCCAGCCGAAGUCGGAUGCCGCCAGUAAACGAGGAGGCGGCCGGGGCGCUGAGGAGAAUUCCCCACGGCCCAAGCCCCGUGGCGGCGGCGAAGGUGAGACUCCAACAGAGCAGAAGGAGUUUCCACUGCAGCAGGAGAAGGUCUUCGACCGGCUCUAUGCGAGACACGAGGAUCGCAAAAUCCGGCUGGCCGAAGCGCGCCAGAAGGAGAAGGAGCUGCCGAGCCGCGGAAAUGCAGAGCAUUUACAUGGCGCUUUGUCGGAAGUUGUCGGUCCCUGCGGCAACCUGGAUCUGCAAGCCUCCAAGCGGCUUCACGAAGGGGUCGCCAAGAAGAGGCAAGCACGAGAGGACCUUCAGCAAAAGUACGAAGAGGAGUUUCGUCUUCUGCACCCUUUCCGCCCCGAGCUGCACGCGGCGGAGAAGCCAUGGCAGAACCGCGAGGAGUGGCUGCAGGACCAGGAGCAGUGGAAGCGGAAGCGGAACGAGAGGAGGGCCGGGAAGCUGCAGGAGAAGCUCGACGAGGAGGCCCAGUAUUUGUCCUCGAACAACCUGCACCGCGGGGCUCAGGCCGACCCAGAUGCCGUGGGCAAGCGACUUUUUCUUGCCGCCAAGAAGCGCGAGGCGCGGUGUGCUUCGAUGUGCUUCCUUGCUUGCUUUUGUUUGGGGUUUGUGGUCUGGUCUGGUGAUUGCGCCGCCACGGCAGGUUCAGCUGCAAAAGCUGCGGGCGAAGCAUUUGGCCAGACGCCCGGACUGCGACGUGACAGCGAUAGUGUGACAGCUCCCAAGCUCAAGUCCCAGGCCGAGGAAGACGAAGCUGUCGUGCAGCUCGGGCGCAACUUUUCAUCUGACUGCCCCUGCCCUCGGCCAGCGGUUGCAGGGAACUCUCUCCACCGAAAGCUCGACAACUCCGCAGCAUCCUGGCUGGAAGUCGGCCGUGUGGUUGACCGCCUCUACGGUCAGGACAGGCAGGAACGAGAGCAGCGGCAGGAGCAGCGCAGGAUGAAGAAGCGCCUGGCGGAACGAGCCGAGACUUCUCUGCUCGAGGCGAUGUCGGUGCACAGCCCCGUGGAUCUCCCCUGUGAUGCCCUCUUCCAGGACAUCCGGGACAAGACCAGCCUCAAGCUGGAGCAGGAGCUGCGGGACUUGCGCACCGCCCUGAUGGACCUGCGCAGUCGGGCCCUGAAUGCAGACCCUGCAGCGCUCCGCCGCUUCGCUGCGAACCAGGCCAGCGGAAAGGCCGAGAAGCCACCGCAAGCGAAGGCGCCAGGAGCAGUUAUCGUUGUCAUCUUCAUGAUUCUGACAGUUGCUGGCGUCGCCGUUAUGGCUGCUGAUCCAUUGCACCUCGUGGUAUCAGCCAGGCGCGGGGCGGAAACGCCGGAAACGCCGGUAAUCCUUUUGGGGAUUUUGGGGCUUCUUUGCUGUCUCUUUGAGGCCAGGCAGGACGGCAAGAGCUGGCGCUUCUUUUCAAUCCUUGAGGCGGGGGGCGUAUUCGAUGCCCGGGCGGCCCGGGCCAGGUUGGAGGCAGCACCGCGGCCGGCCGCCAAGACUUCCCGGCCCAAGACGGAAGCUCCCAGGCUCGGAGCUCGGGUCAGAAGGGCGCAGAACGCAGAAAGCGUGAAUCGCAGGCGCCAGAUGGAGCGGAAGCCGCCCGCCAGAAACUUGCCGAACCAAGAAGCCAAAAAGUCGGGUAAAGCUCUCACCGAGCUCGACCCGGAGCAGGAACUGGCAGCCACCAAGAUUCAGAGUCGCGUCCGUGGCAAGCAUGCCAGGCGUGAGGUGGAAGGCAAACGGCAAGCAUCACGGGCAGCAAGAGCCAGACAAGAUUCAGAGGAUGUGGAGGAGAUGGAUCCAAGCCCGAGUAGUGGCGGCUUUGACCGGGAGCAGGAACUGGCGGCUACCAAGAUUCAGAGUCGCAUCCGUGGCAAGCAUGCCAGGCGUGAGGUGGAGGGCAAACGCCAAGCAGCACGAGCGGCAAGAGCCAGACAAGAUUCAGAGGAUGUGGAGGAGAUGGAUCCAAGCCCGAGUGGUGGCGGCUUUGACCGGGAGCAGGAACUGGCGGCUACCAAGAUUCAGAGUCGCAUCCGUGGCAAGCAUGCCAGGCGUGAGGUGGAGGGCAAACGGCAAGCAGCACGGGCAGCAAGAGCCAGACAAGAUUCAGAGGAUGUGGAGGAGAUGGAUCCAAGCCCAAGUAGCGGUGGAUUUGAUCGGGACCAGGAACUGGCAGCUACCAAGAUUCAGAGUCGCAUCCGUGGCAAGCAUGCCAGGCGUGAGGUGGAGGGCAAACGGCAAGCAGCACGAGCGGCAAGAGCCAGACAAGAUUCAGAGGAUGUGGAGGAGAUGGAUCCAAGCCCGAGUAGUGGCGGCUUUGACCGGGAGCAGGAGCUGGCGGCUACCAAGAUUCAGAGUCGCAUCCGUGGCAAGCAAGCGAGGCGUGAAGUGGAGAAGAAGAGGCAAGCCGAGCCAGAAGCGCUUGCAGAGGAUGGGGAGGCUUCCGAUCAGGGCCCCGGCGGCGGGCCAUCGCAUGAGCAAGAGCUGGCAGCCACGAAGAUUCAGAGCCGAGUGCGCGGCAAGCAAGCAAGGCGCGAGGUGCAGUUGAGGAAGCAGAAAACCUGGGUUCCGCUGGAUGAGACUCCGACUGGUGUCUCUCGCGGUGUAGACCGCGAACAAGAGCUGGCAGCGAUGAAGAUCCAGAGUCGAGUGCGCGGCAAACAAGCAAGGCGUGAGGUCGAGAAAAGGAGAGAGGCGCGGAGAACCGCUGAGUCGGACGAGGAAGAGGAUGAGGAGGAAGGUGGUUCGGCGAGUGAACGCGCUCCCGAGUCUGAAGGGGAGGCCUGA
Molecule: messenger RNA, 5724 nt
Organism: Symbiodinium sp. CCMP2592
Lineage: Eukaryota; Dinophyceae; Suessiales; Symbiodiniaceae
Source: the annotation of a GenBank genome assembly